UAGCGGCUCGGAAAUUUGAUCUUAUUAGGUAUGAUUGAUAUUAAAUAAAAACUCUUCAAUUGUAUUUAUUAAUUUCAAUUCAAUAGAUGUUAAAGUUUCUCAGUGUAAUUAUUCAGGUGUAAAUUAUUUAAGCAAAAAACACUUCUCCAAGCGUUCUAGUAGGCGUUUUCGAUUGAAAUUUGGUAGAGUGGCACUAGUUUCUAUACUGCCUUGGAUACAUGUCCGUAUGUACUUUGAGAAGGAUAAAAGCGUCGGCUAAGUUAAUCAAAUGUAACUGUAUAUAGCUACCAGAAGUAGUAUAGUACUGCGUUGGCGGCGUGUUUACAUGGUAUUUCAUACUUUUCUCAGCGAUGGAAAGGAUGGACCAAUCACAGCCAAUCUGCUUUGACUGGAUAAGGAUUUUUGUAUUUAUAACGAUUUCCUGGGUUUUCAUUAGUAUAAUAGCUAUCACUACUUUUAAAUUAUUAGAUUUAAACGAGUGUCUUUAAAGUACAAAUGUUUCCAAUAAAAUAAAGAAAUAAAGAAACAAAUAUAAAGCCACUCCCGAUAACCGAGAAUUCGGCUUCAUGAGCCGUCAUGCGCCCCCUGGAGGAAAAAUAUGUUCCUACAUUAUUUUUUAUCGGAAUGUAUUGGUUGACUGAAACGUGUUUACGUACACGUCAGCAGGAAAUGUGAUCAGCUGCACCAACAUGUUCAGACAGGAUUCUCAGGGUGAAGUGCCAUUAUUCCAUGAGGAUGAAAAUGCAUCCAGUAAAUCAAACAUCAAACACCCCCUCACCUGUUUUUUUCAUCUUUUCUUCCGCACAAGUGCCAUUAUAUUCUACCUCUUCUGUGAGUUUCUAAGCCUAAGUUUCAUCGCCAACAUGGUCACCAUCAUUUUACUUCUGUCAUCUGACUUCUGGACCGUAAAGGAAGGCAGUAAAAGCAUCGUCUUAAGCUCAGAGUCAAAGAUUUUUUGGAUUGGUCUGAUCGUGUGUCCAGUGUUUUGGGUUUUCUUCAUGUUUAGCACACUUUUGGCCUUCAACAUAAAGACGCUGGCAGUUGUGAUCAUGGGAGUUGUCCUGCAGUGGGCCAACCUCUAUGGAUAUGUGCGAUGCAAAAUCGGUGGUGGAACCAAACUGAAGAACAUGGCGACAAACUACUUUGGUCUUCAGCUCUUUAAAAAGGUAGUAAACAAACCAGAGAGACCCUAAUUUGACUCGGCCUGGUCUAAUUUACUAGACGAUGAUUUUUUUUCUCUUUUGACUGCUAUGCUGCACUGUAAAAAAAAACAUCCUGUUGAUUUAACAAAACAAAAAACUGGCAGCUGUGGUUGUAUUUGGUUGUAAAACAGUUUUUUUUUUUUACAUGACCACGCUGGCACUGUAAAAAAAUACAAUACAAUUUAAUGUACAGUAAAAAAAAAAAAAACAUCAUAAACUUUAUUAAACUUCUGAAACUGUAAUUCUGCUUUUUACUUUAUACGAUAUUGUUAAUCACUGUAAAAAUGACAGAAGUGCACGUGAUAACAUGAGGUUCAUCAAUAGUGGAUCUUCCUGGUGCAAUGACCAAUAAACAUGUAGAGACACACAAACACUAAACAACAUCAAGAUAACACAUGUGAGAUUAAAAUAACGCAAUUAACAUUAACUAAACUACAUUAAAUAUAAAAAUAAAAAAAAAAGUACAUAACUGAUAUAAAAAAUAAGAUGAAACAUAACUAUAUGAUUGGUCAAAUUGUGGGUAACGCCAAUUAUUGUUUUUUACUGUAAUUUAAAAAAUAAUGUACUGUAAAAAGUACAUGUACUCUCUUGUUAAA
Molecule: messenger RNA, 1798 nt
Organism: Xyrauchen texanus (razorback sucker)
Lineage: Eukaryota; Metazoa; Chordata; Actinopteri; Cypriniformes; Catostomidae
Product: Golgi apparatus membrane protein TVP23 homolog B-like
Exons: 6
Coding region: 690-1193 (167 amino acids)
Biological process (GO): vesicle-mediated transport; protein secretion
Cellular component (GO): Golgi membrane
Source: RefSeq, a predicted model, not a curated record